CCGAUGCCCGAUGGUCAAACAUGGCGCGGCUGCUUGUGUUCAAUGGGUUUGUUUUUAUUUCUGCUUUAGUAUUUUUCAGUUAUUUAUUAGGUUUAAAUAGGUUUUUAACGAAACAAGGACAUAAUGGUUGUGAAAUGACAUAUAUGUAUGAAUACCCGCAGUUUGUUAGAGUAAGUCUACCGCCAAAUGUAACAGCCGAGUAUCGCCGAUAUGGCCUGUACGCGUACAGCGAGGGUCGGCAGACACAACAGACCCGUAAUAUGCAGUUCUCUGGUAUCCCAGUGCUCUUCAUUCCUGGACAGGGCGGCUCGCUCAAACAAGUUAGAUCAUUGGCGAGCGUGUCUCUCCGGAAGGCCUUCAGCUCUGAGUAUCAGUUUCACUUUGACUUCUUCACACUGGACCUGAACGAGGAGUACUCUGCAAUGUUCGGAGGAGUGCUGACCGACCAGACACGCUUCACUGUGCACGCCGUACAGAGAAUACUGUCACUGUACCGAAGAGUCAGGCCUGAUUCCUUAGUACUCAUCGGUCACUCCAUGGGAGGAAUGAUAGCCAAAGGGCUAUUUCUAGAGCCAGACUUUCCAACCCACGCAGUUCAUCUGGUGGUGACAUUGGCCACCCCUCACUCUCCCGUGGUCCUCACUGACCCUCUGCUGCAGGACUAUUAUCGUCGGGUCAGUCCCCACUGGCCUCCACCCGGAGGUAAUGUUACUGUUAUCUCUCUUGGCGGAGGUAUCAAAGAUCUGGUGGUGAGAUCUGGGCUCACCUUGAGUGAUCAGGCAGACAUCAGUGCCUUGACGACAGCUGUGCCAGAGGUCUGGAUGUCUGUGGACCACCUGUGUAUAUUGUGGUGUAAACAGCUGGUACUGGUUCUCGUCAGAGCAUUGUUUGACUGUGUGGACACCAAGACUCUCCAAAUAACCCGAGAUGCUCACUUGCGGCUCGAGGUCUUCAGGUAUCACCUGCUUGAGAGGUCAGCAGGGAAGAGAUAUCAUGAAGCUGUUCAUCCUCCUGAGGUGACCCUACCGUCCAACGCUGACUGGUUCGAGCUGGCAAUAACAAACUACGAAGAUUCCAAACCCCGUCGUGUUCCGUUGCAUAUGUUGGCACACCUGCGUCCAUCCAGUGCACCUGAGGACACGCUAGCUGUCGCGACCACCAAUCACAAGGCCAGGGAUUGGCUGUUUGCCUGUCGUCAGAUCACCUCAGUCAAUGGCAAGAGGUUUUGCCCCACUGUGGAGAACUUGUCAAACCUGGGCCGCAUCGCACCAGCUCGUUUUGGCAAACACAAGGUGGCAAUAGUUAGCACCAGGGACCUCCGGCUGCGUGGCCACAACUAUGUGGUCAUCCGGAUGCCACCUUCAGACGAACCGAGCUCAGUAAGGUAUGACAUGUUCUCAUCCACCUCCCGCACACUGACAGUGGCUCUCCCUCGAUGGUAUUUCCCCUUCCAAGCUACCACCCUGCUAGAGGCAACACCUCCCCACGCUCUCUUCUACACACUGGACCUGCCACAACUAGAGAGACCAUGGCAGGCAUACCGCUUGGUUAUUCAGGCACAGACAUGUACCAAUUUGUCACAACCUGUUGUCGCCACGCUACGUGUACCGUGGAGCCAUCAGCACUCCAGUGUUGUUAUCAGAAACAACGAGGGACUGACAUUGCCUAUAAUGCUCCACACGGCCCGGCCAGCAGAAUGGACUGUUCCGUCACCUUACGUAACAUUGUUCCUUGAUAGCAAAUGUACAUUUUCCGUCCGAAUAGAGAGUGCACCGGUGGACUCGCUGGCACAGUUGGUACGCCUGUUCUCUAGUCAGCUGGUUGCCUAUGUGGCGGCCAUCUUGCUACUGACUCUGAGACAACAGAUGAUGUCACUCUCCUCUCAACAGCACUGUUUGCUGUUCCAUCACGCGUUAUUGCAAGGAGCCAAGCCUUACUAUGUCCUGCCGGCUGUGAAAAUUGCGUCCAGCACUCUUAGUUGGUCGAAUGUCCCUGAGCCGCUGCGUUUCCUCUUGCCGACUCCGGAUCUGAGCUCCCUCCAGCAGUCUGGACUGGACUUUCUGCUGCUUCCACUGUUCCUGUACUCCGUAGCCUUCGCCCUCACUUUCCUGCUAGGACUCCUAGCCUACGUGGCCAUCGUCUGCAGUGGCUCUACACUCAACAAGUUCGCCCUCAAGUUUGUUGGCAAGUUGGCUGGUGUGAGCCGCACCUGGACUGAUUGGCUUAUGGCAGCAGUGGACAAGGUGCCUUUUGUCGUGUCAGUUGCGAUGGUGGCAAUACUGCUCAGCUCUUGCGGUGGUUUGGCCAUGGUCAUCGGAACCUUCUACUACUUCAUGAGGGUGUGCGGGAUGUAUGAAGACUACAUAGAACAGCUGUUCUUCGCACCUAUCAAGUAUGUCAAGGACAUGGUGAUGGCCAGAUGGAGAGGGCGAGAGCGACCAGUGGUGGAUGAUGUCAUUAAGGAGGCAGAAGAGCUGCUGUCACUGAAGAGUCUGACCCAAUUCAACUUCCACCUAACUGUGGUGAUGCUGUGGGGAACUGCCACCUUAGUCCACCUCCCCAGCGUUUUGGUCUGGGCACACAACUUCAAAUAUAAUCCAGUGUUGGACCCUGAUCCAGCCACAAUGUCAGCUCUAGUCUCCAGCAUUUGUGCUGCUGUCAUCUGGACCUUGGAUACUCCUAUCAGUGGCUCCAGCGGGGAGUUGUACAAGAUGAUGUCCAAUGUGAUGUUCGUCCUGGCUUGUUUGGUGCUGAUGUACUGUCCCAUCAGUCUUUUCAAUCUGCCUGUGCUGACAGCUGCAGCACUUGUGUGUUUAGUGCUUCACCAAUUUUACGAAUGGGUGGGGCUUCGGUGGCUCAAGGGUGAAGAGGAAGCUAACCCACUUGUUCCUGCUUCUGAUAGUGAACAGGAAUCAGAUGCUAGGGCCAUCGAGGGUGGUGGUGACACUGAGGAGGAAGACGAAGAAGAAGAAAAUUCCCCAACAGAAUCAGACAAGUCAGAACGAGAAUCGGAUAAGUAUGAAAGGGAAUCAGACAAGUCAGAACAGGAAUCGGACAAAUCUGAACGGGAAUCGGAAAGCCCUUCUCGGAUGAACUCUAGAAUGUCUGAGAUGUCCUUGUCAUCAUACGAGGCUGUUUCACUGACUGAACUGAAAGAACAACCGAAGAUCGAAGAUGAAGAAGAAGAAGAUGCUGGAGAGGAAGAUGUGGAGGAUGAUGAAGAAGAAGAGAUUGAUGAAAGUGAAGGUGAAAUAAAGGGAAAAAAUGAAACGGAACAAGAAAAUGUUCAGAAGAAAGAUCGGUUGAAAAGGAAGAGCUCAGAAUGAAAUCUUAUUGAGGAUAAAAUAGAAAAAGAGCGAUAAGAAACUUCACAGGUUUUUGCGAUUCUGAAAUAUUCCUUGAUUUUUAUUACAUAUCUCGGAUUAAUGUUUUAAAAACGUGUAUCUAGUCAUUUUAUUACACUACUUUGUCUUAAAUUAAGGCAAAUAUUGAUAAGCAUUUAUUCUAAUACAAUUUAAUCCUGAGGAAACUGCAAUAAUGUAACUCCUUCUUCUGGCAACAGUUUAUGUUAUUCAGUUAAGAGAAUUUUGUUUAAGUGAAUAGAAAUAUAAUGCUCCAAUGUAUAUUCAAAUAAUGCAAACCAGCAUCUAUGAUUGUUUUAAGUUUGUUCUUGGAGUAUAAUUUGUAUGGUUAAAGUUUGAUAAACAAAAACAUAAAAAGGCUCUUGUAAAAGUAAGAACUUAGCUUUUAGAUAACACCGUAAUUAUGGAGUGAAUUUUAUACUAGCGAAUUUUGGAAACCUAAAGCAGCUAUCAAAUUUUUUUAACUAUUUGAUUUUAUUUAAAUGUAAUAUAAUAGUUCCUACUUGACUGUUUGGAACAAGAUUUUGUCUAGCUUUCUUAAAACACCACUUACCGUUUUUUUUAUGUUACAUUACAACCUCUUCAAGAUUAAGACACCUUUUGUUGGCUUAUUUUGUAUGUUCUGUCUUUUUUUUAUCAUUGUUCCUUAGUAAACUAUUGCUGAUAACACUAUUUUAAAUAAUUUAGUUUUCUAAGUGUAAUAGUUUAACCCUAAAUCAGGGUAAAUGACCUUGGUAUGUAUUUCUUAUAUAUAGUGCUCACACUUCACCAGAUUUAGGGUUGAACCACAUUAAUAAUUUUAGUAAAAUAAAUAAACAAUUGUUUAUUGUUAAUUGUUUGACAAAUAUUUGUUGUAAGGAAAUGUUCACAAUAAAAAGCCAGUUGACCUAAUAUGAACAUCAUCUUUCUGUGUACUUGAUAAAGGUGCAAGACAUGACCUUAGUCAUGUUAUUAAUAUAAUAUGGUUGUAAUGUGAAACAAAUUAAUGAACUUAUCUUUCCUAUAUAGUGUAAAUUUUGUAUAUUCUCUUGAAUAUAGUAGUUUUACUCUGAUAUUAUUUCUUAUCCUUGGGGGUUGGGAUGCUCCCAAAGGGAUAAACAUAAAAUCAUCUGCUUAUUGUAACAUCCUCAAGAACCAGAAGAAUUAGAACAGGAAAAGGAGAGAUAAUUAAAGUGAUUGUCCAAUCCGACCUUUUUCUUCAAGUUCAGAACAGAUGGGGCCAUUGUGAAUCAAUGUUGAGUCAUCAAACCAGUAUUCCUGUUCCGAUAAUGUUGAGCAAGCUAAAAUACUGGCAGCUAUUGCUUGCUGCUCGGUUUUUUACUGUGAGUAACGAAAUUUUGCUCAAAAAAUAACUCUAACUUUCAUUUGUAGUUUUUUGGAUGACUAAAAAUUGCUUUUCAGUGAUUACAUUUCAUUCUCAGAUCAUGAUUAUAUUUGCUGAGUGGUAAAUAUUCAGAAUAUCCAAUAUUGUUGUAGUUUAACACUGCUUUUCUGUAAAUUUAAAUUUUUUUACAAAUGUUUGGAAUUUUGAAAAGUUUUGGUGUUAAGUAAAUGGAAUAGACAUUAUUUUCAAUAGUUUUAUAUUCCACCAUUGCUAGUGAAAUAUGUACUUAAGUAUUGAUCAGCAGAUUUUGGUUAUUUUAAAACAAAAAUAAUUAAAGAUGUCUGGCCAUAAGGGAAGGCAGCUACAGAUAACUCAAUAUUAUAAUGAGAUAAUGUUAGCAAUUUCACUGGAUGGCACACUAUAGAAAGGUCUGGGAGAAUCUGCAGAAAUCCUGUUCACUCUACUGUAUUCUAAUUAGAUUUCAGUCUUCAGUCAAAUUUUCGGUUCUGUAUUGUUUGUUCUUAUACUGUCAACAUGUUAUUUUGCAGAUUCUCCUUUAGACUCUGUCUGAGGGGAUGUUUACUAAAAAUGUAAUUAUUGCCUUUACUCAGUGUAUAAGUACUCACAUUAUUUCACAAGUGAUUUAGGAAAAAUUCAUAAACGUCAUUCAAUAGAUUAAAUUAUGUAAAUAAUCCAGGUAGUUCAGUGUAUUCAAGUGAGAUCAAGCCUAUAAGAGUGUUUAUUUUGUUCAAUCUAAAUCAGUUUAUUCGUACAUGGAAACAGCACUAAGAAUCAGUUUGUGUAACAAGUCUAUAUUUCUGAGUGCAGAAUACCAAGGUCAGAGUCCAUUUCACUCAGACUGUUGCUUUUGCUGUCGUUAACUGACUCAGUAUUCCCGAGCUAUUGCUCAGUCUGUGGGUCGCCCCAUAAUGCAAAUUUAACUAAUAUUAUUCAAAACUCAACUCUGUUCAUCAAACAUAUAGCAGGUCAAGAAUAAAAGGAGAUAUACAGUGUAAUGCCCACAGUGAACUACAGUGUGUACAAUAAACAAUGGUAUUGUUCUACCGUACUCACCCAUAAACAAGUUCAAAGUGAACACUGUUGGUCAGACCGAUGAAGUAGGGCAGUAAGUAUGGCCAUUGACAUAUCCUGUACAUCCAACAUGAACCAACAAAAUUAAAUUUUACCAGCGAUGGUGUUAAAGAAAAUAUAUACGUUACAAACCAUAUAACCAACAAAUUAAGUCCGUCCCUUAUAAAACAAUUGGUUUCAUUGUUAAAGUAUUUUAUGUUUUCUUUUGUUUCACUUUGGUGUAUUGACAUUUUCUGUAAUCUUAAACGUAUUAUUAAAAAUCCAUUUAUAUUUUGAAAGCUAUUCUAAAAUGUUUGAAAAAAUAUAAUUUAAAGUAAUUUUUUCAAACUUUCUCUUUUGUAAAGUUAGUAUUUUAUAGAUUUGUAAACAAUGAGAAAGAGAUCUAGUAAAACUUUUGAAUAUAUAUUAAUGUCUUAUAUUUAUAACAAUUCUAUUUUUUAGUUUAUGUUGUGAUUUUUAGAUAAAAAUCGUAUAAAUACUUUUCAUUUCAAACUGUUUUUUUUUUUUUAUUGUUAUAAAUUGUUCAGCUGUAUUUAAAGCUUAAAGUUUUAUAAGUUUUUGACUUAAGUUAUAACAGAAAAGCAUCUGAAACAUUGUUUUCCUCCUUUUAAAAACUUAUCUUGAUUAGCCUGUAUAAUCGACAACACAAGAGAAAUCCAUAGGUGGUGAGGCUACAAAUAACGUGCUGUUAUAGCUAAUACGCAUUGCAUUGUGUGAUAUUGCUGUUAAGUCUUACCUUUCUCUAAUAAUACUUGGCUGAUACUAUCUAAAUUAUAAGGCCUGAGUGUUCUGGUAUCAUAAAUCUUAUAGUGACCAAAGCAUUUUUACAUCUGUCAGCUUGAGUGAGGUCUAUUGAAAAUAAAGACUAAGAUUCAGACUGCAGUUUAUUGUCAAUAUCAACUGAUUUACAAUUGACAUGCUUUGUCCUAAGUUUUAUCCCAGUUACGAUUUGGGUGAUAUUUAAAUACCAUAAUCUUCUUCAAGAGUCUGAGCUGUUGCCAGUUUUUCGGUAGGUGUUUCUGAACCCUCAAUGCACAACCUUUAUUGUAACCAAACUUUUCCACCAAAUUUGGAGGAAAUGUUCCAUCGCAAAGUAAUGAUUUUCAGAAAAUGUUAUUGUUGUUUAUUAAUACUAAUUCAUCAGUCACAAGGCUGGAACUACCAUUGUAUGAACAUUGAUAUGGUCAUUUUCUUUUUAAAUCAGUGCAUGUGUAUUACCUCUCUCGGCUUUCACGAUUAUGCCUUCCCGUACAUAUCACAAAGUUGGUGGUGAAUUUAAAUUGGUUUGUGAUUUUUUGUCAAAAAUUACAGAAUACACUCACACGGGGUGAGAUUGUCUAUUGCAGUGCAUAAUUAAAUGUCAUAGAGGAGGGACACCCCACAACUGCUGUACAUACAGAUAUCAGUACCUUUUGAUAACAAGAUGGUGGAUUCAGCUCCACCCACCACAGCUGUCAUACUUACGGUAAUCUUACUAAAAAUAAUACAUGUCAUUUUAAAAAAAGAAUUAGUAAUUCUUCAUGAGCUGAAGUCGGAAUUGGGCACUUAGCCCUUUAUUCUAGAUGUAUUAGCAUCACGUCAGAAUUCUAGUUUUGUAAUAGCUUUCAAAAUUAAGAACCAUGUUUCCAUGUUAAUAACCAUACGCUUCUCUCCUAUUGGCUUUUCUCAACGGGCUUCUCUUGUGCUGCUCAAUAUAGGUUGUAACAAUUACCAUCCGAGAACUAAGCCAACUAAAUGAGUUAUUUUGUUGUAAAACUAUUUUACUAGUAUUUAAAUAUUUAUGUUACCUUAGAUUAAGAAAAGCAACCGUUGAAAAGAAUCUUAUAAGAGUAAAAAUUUGUUUUUUAAUAUUUAUAAUUAUUCUUAAGAUGUAUUUGAACAGUAGAAUAUUUUUGUAAUGUUUGUAAAUGUAAAGUUUUGUCAGAAGUGGUUAAUGUAUUAAUAUACAUUUUUAUUAAUAAUAGUGUUCAUUUUAAAAUUAAUAAAAACUUUUUUUUAAUUCACUUAAAAUGAAUUCAUCUCAGCUAUUUAAUUAAGUUGCAGUAAUGUAAUACACUCAAUAGUAGCGCAAUGUUCUAUUUGUAACAUUUAAGUUCUUUAAGUUGUUAGCAUUUUUAGAUUUUACUGUAAAUCAUUUGUGUUCAUUUUGUAAUUGUGUUUCUUAUUUAUUAUUUUACAUAAUAGUGUUGUAUUCUAUUUCAUUAAAACUAACUUCUUUAUUUUUUACUACCA
Messenger RNA from Homalodisca vitripennis (glassy-winged sharpshooter), 8010 nucleotides. Its product is annotated as GPI inositol-deacylase. The transcript is spliced from 16 exons. Gene Ontology annotation, biological process: endoplasmic reticulum to Golgi vesicle-mediated transport; GPI anchor metabolic process. Gene Ontology annotation, molecular function: phosphatidylinositol deacylase activity. Gene Ontology annotation, cellular component: endoplasmic reticulum. The coding region runs from base 21 to 3326 and encodes 1101 amino acids. The record is from RefSeq and is a predicted model, not a curated record. NCBI's taxonomy places the organism in Eukaryota, Metazoa, Arthropoda, Insecta, Hemiptera, Cicadellidae.